AUGGGUUCCAUUGCAAACAUGACAUCAGACCAGAUCGGACUGAUCAAAGCCACGGUGCCGGUUCUCGUGGAACAUGGCAACACCAUCACGACCGUCUUCUACCGCAACCUACUCGCCGCCCACCCGGACCUGAACACCGUUUUCAACACUUCAAACCAGGUCAACGGUCACCAGUCUCGUGCUCUGGCCGGUGCACUCUACGCAUAUGCGUCGCACAUCGACGAUCUCGGCGCCCUGAGCUCCGCGGUUGAAUUGAUCUGCAACAAACAUGCAUCUCUGUAUAUCCAGCCCGACCACUACAAGCUCGUCGGCCAAUUCCUCCUCGAAGCCAUGGGUGAGGUACUGGGCGCGGCAUUGACCCCUGAGAUCCACGACGCAUGGGCCGCAGCCUACUGGCAGCUCGCAGAUAUCAUGAUCGGCCGCGAGAAGCAAAUCUACGACCAGAGCGAGGGCUGGACCCACUGGCGCGACUUCAAAAUCGUCAACAAGGUCAAGGAAUCCGAGGAGAUCACCUCCCUCCAUCUCGCCCCUGUCGACGGAAAGCCACUGCCGGCCUUCCAACCCGGCCAGUACAUCUCCGUCCAGACAUACGUUCCAGCUCUGAAGUACCCGCAGGCGAGACAGUACUCCCUGAGCGACCAGCCCAAGCCAGACUACUACCGCAUCAGUGUGAAGAGAGAACUGGGCCUCAACCCAGCCGAGCCAGGCGCAACCGCCAACCCGGGUUACCUCUCGAAUGUGCUGCAUGAUACUUUCAACGUCGGUGACACUCUCCAAGUAUCCCACCCCUGUGGCGACUUCUUCCUCUCACCGGGUGAUUCUCAAAGCGCCCAUCCGAUCGUGCUGGUCUCCGCCGGCGUCGGUUUGACGCCGCUCACCUCCAUCCUGAACACCUUGACUUCGCAGUCGUCGUCAUCCCGCAAACUGCAUUUCAUUCACGGUGCACGUUCAUCGGGCGCCCGUGCUUUCAAGGACCAUAUUUCCGCGCUUCCAAAGGAUUUCCCCUCUCUCCGCGCGACAUUCUUCACGAGUCACCCCUCAGAGGCUGAUACGGAAGGCGUGGAUUAUGAUCAUGUCGGUCGGGUGGACUUGAGCAAGCUGGCGGACCAGGAUUUGUUCUUGGAUGAUGCUAAGACCGAGUACUAUAUCUGCGGACCGGAUAAGUUCAUGACUGACAUGGAGUCGAGUCUCAAAGCGAAGGGCGUGAGUGCCGACCGCAUUAAGAUGGAACUGUUUGGAACUGGAGGUGUUCCCCACUAG
Penicillium bovifimosum is the source of this 1260-nucleotide messenger RNA. It is a transcript of the gene fhpA, whose product is annotated as flavohemoprotein. Gene Ontology annotation, cellular component: intracellular anatomical structure. The record is from RefSeq and is a predicted model, not a curated record. Gene Ontology annotation, biological process: nitric oxide catabolic process; cellular response to nitrosative stress. The transcript has a single exon. NCBI's taxonomy places the organism in Eukaryota, Fungi, Ascomycota, Eurotiomycetes, Eurotiales, Aspergillaceae. Gene Ontology annotation, molecular function: FAD binding; nitric oxide dioxygenase [NAD(P)H] activity; heme binding. The coding region runs from base 1 to 1260 and encodes 419 amino acids.